Molecule: messenger RNA, 2145 nt
Organism: Pseudophryne corroboree (corroboree frog)
Lineage: Eukaryota; Metazoa; Chordata; Amphibia; Anura; Myobatrachidae
Gene: TSPAN3
Product: tetraspanin 3
Exons: 7
Coding region: 139-900 (253 amino acids)
Cellular component (GO): plasma membrane
Source: RefSeq, a predicted model, not a curated record
CUCGUAUCAGUAGGUGGGCGGAAGAGGUGUCACGUUGCGGAGUUGCGUACGCUGCGGGAGGAGCCAGUUGCCUGGGAAGCCAGUGAUGAGCCGGGAGCUGCGUCACACAGCUGGGAACGCCAUAUUGCGAGCGGAGAGAUGGGGCAGUGCGGGGUGAUCUCGUCCAAGACUGUGCUCGUCUUCCUCAACCUCAUCUUCUGGGCUGCCGCAGGUAUUCUGUGCUACGUGGGAGCCUACGUCUUUAUCACAUAUGAUGAUUAUGACCACUUUUUUGAAGAUGUUUACACCCUGAUACCUGGUGUGAUAAUAAUAACUGCAGGAGCUCUCCUGUUCAUUAUAGGCUUGAUUGGUUGUUGUGCCACAAUCCGGGAAAGUCGAUGUGGCCUUGUAACAUUUGUGGUUAUCUUGCUGUUGGUAUUUGUGACUGAAGUUGUUGUGGUGGUCCUAGGGUACAUCUACAGAGCCAAGGUGGAAGAUGAAGUUGAUAAAAGCAUUUCAAAUGUAUUCAACCAGUAUAAUGACCUUUCCCCUGACUCUGCAAGCCGAGCUAUCGAUUAUGUUCAGAAGCAGCUUCACUGCUGCGGCAUACACAACUAUUCAGACUGGGAGAACACACCAUGGUUUAACAGAACAAAAAAGAAUAAUGUUCCGAUAAGUUGCUGCAGAUAUGACGCGUUUAACUGUACAGGCAGCCUGAACAGGCCUGAAGAUCUUUACUACGAGGGUUGUGAAGUGCUGGUUGUUGAAAAACUGCAGGAAAUAAUGAUGUAUGUAAUAUGGGCGGCACUGGCAUUUGCUGCAAUACAGCUCCUGGGAAUGCUGUGCGCCUGUAUUGUGCUCUGCAGAAAAACUCGUGAUCCUGCCUAUGAACUCCUCAUUACUGGUGGAACCUAUGCAUAAAAAUCUCUAAGUCUCCUUGCCCCUUGUGCUUGGAUCCUGCAGCCCUUGUUCCAGAGGAAGCCGCAUUGGGAUAAGACUUUCCAAGUAGUUUCUACAAUGCUGAUUCUCAGCUAUGAUCUGCGUUGGUCAUCUGAUCCUAUGGACUGUUCUUUACCCUCAGCCUGUCACUUUAAUAGUUUAUUUUUUUAUUUUAUUUUUUGUGCUGAUUUGUAGGUUUUAGAGUUAGCGACUGGUGUUUUGCGAUAAGAGUGCUAUUGGUGUAAAUGCAGCACUGUGAUUUUAUAUCCUUGCUCUAAGUCCACUGCUAGCAGAGACCCUUGCACCUCACUGAAUGAUGUCUAAGAACAUGUUGCCCUGUGUUGCAGUUUUUGAUCUUUUGGCUGUAAGAGGGAUAAUCUCUUGAAGUUUUACACUCCUGUAUCCAUGCAACACCAGCAGCCAUCAUUUUCUGGACUUCUGAAUAAUGUUUGUGUAAAUUAUUACCACUUGACCUCACAGCUAUGAUUUAGUCCCAUAUUUGGCAAUGGUGUGUUGAUAUGUGUUGUCUGCUCCCAAUUAAAAUCUUAUUCGGCUGUUUAAUAAAUACCAAUGAGACUGAACACUGGAUUCAAAGAUGUUGCUUGUAGAGGAUGCAAUCAAAAUACUUCUUUGUAUCCUUUAUAACAAUUAGUAAAAGCUUUUACAGAUGUUCUGUAAACCUUGACUUGGCAUAAUAUUUUGUAUCUUUAAAAAUUAUGUAGCAUAGAUAGGAUGCAUGUUUACAUCCAGGAAGAGCGAUCCGCAGAUAAACCUGCCGUCAGUCGUACUUUCUAAAUCUUUUCCAAAGUUGUAAAGAAAAAUAUUAAUAUGCACAGGCCGUUAACUUGUAAUAUCUGUGAAACAAACCUUUUGUCUUUUUAACUCCAAUGACGCACAGAAGGCAGUUCUGCAAUGCAAUUACUGUUCCAUUCUCACAGGAGACUGUAUUAUGCCUUCAGGCGGGAGCUUGGUCUUCCUCCCAAGCCCACACUUUAUGUGGGUGGGUAUCUGCUUGACAUAGAAUUUGCAUAACACACUGUUGAACAACUAUUCUGACGUUAAGAGUUUGCAUUAAGAUAUUUUACGUAGAACAUUAUGUUUUGUCUAUCCUAGAAUAAAAUAUUAGCACCUUAGAGUGGUCUGUGUAAGUGUCUCAAUUUAGAACAGAUUCUGUGACUGGAACUGACCUGUAAAUAGUAACUGAUCAAUAAAAUCUUCAUAAACCAA